This is a messenger RNA of Cloeon dipterum, 891 nucleotides long. It is a transcript of the gene GXIVsPLA2, whose product is annotated as GXIVsPLA2. The record is from RefSeq and is a predicted model, not a curated record. The transcript has 5 exons. Gene Ontology annotation, cellular component: extracellular region. Gene Ontology annotation, molecular function: calcium ion binding; A2-type glycerophospholipase activity. Bases 136 to 744 code for a protein of 202 amino acids. Gene Ontology annotation, biological process: lipid catabolic process; arachidonate secretion; phospholipid metabolic process. Lineage: Eukaryota; Metazoa; Arthropoda; Insecta; Ephemeroptera; Baetidae.
CUGCCCGCCGAAAAUAGACGUGGACGCAGCCAGCUGACGCGUAAGAGUGAAAAUAAGAGGCGAGAGGGCGAAAGAAAGCGUGAUUUUUGCGCCUCCCUCGAGGGGCGAUUCAACCGCAGGGCUAACAUUCCAAAGAUGAAGAUUCUCAUUUACGCGCUCACAUUCCUUGGCUACGCGUACAGCGGCUACGGCUCCGGCACCCUGAACAACCUGAGAGACGCUGUGCUCGCCGCCGAGACCGUUUUCCAGGAUGUCCUGGGCAACGUCGUGACACUCGCCCGUCGCUUCAGGGACAUCCACAGCGUGUUCGACGCUGCCGUCGAGGAAACGUGCACCUUCAAGUGUGAAACUGGCGGAGCUGCUGUUCGAAAUCGAUAUCAUGUUCCAAACUCUGAUGGCUGUGGAUCGCUGGGUGUUAAGAUUGAUGAAGAGUACCUGCCUGUCGCUGAAAUGACCGACUGCUGCAACCAGCACGACAUCUGCUACGAUACAUGCAACAUCGAGAAGGAAAAGUGCGACUUUGAUUUCAAGAGGUGCUUGUACAAAAUAUGUGAAGCUCACGAGAACAUGGGAGCACCGUUUGUAAAAGGAUGCAAGGCUGCUGCUAAGAUGCUGUUCACUGGCACGAUGACCCUAGGCUGCAAAUCUUACAUGGACAGCCAGAAGGAAGCGUGCUACUGCAUGCCACCCAAGAACAACAAAUACAACAAGUACACCACUGGUGCCGACAAGAAAGAAUUGUGAUUCGACUGGAAAAUGCGUGUCUCUAUCUCUACAGACCUAGUCAAUUAAACUGUGUGCAGCUGAUCCGAUUUUGAGAGACGUGUGCAGUUCUGUAUUUUGGUAAUUUUUUGUAAAUCAAAUAAACCUAUGAUUAGUUUUUGAAAUUGA